GAGUGAAAGAGAGAGAUAAAGAGAAAUGAUAACGUCAAAUUAAAGAGACAAUGAGAUGAUGUAGAAUUAGAUGUGUGUGACAGAAAAAUUGUGAAACUGUCUAUACUGAAGGGAAGAGACAGUGAGGGAAGAGAGAGAAGGGAAAAAGAGGACAGAAGAACAGAGCGAACCUUCCACCUUUUAUCUUGUCAGCAUCAAGGAUGAAGACUUGGAGCAGCUGGUCCAUGUUAGCCCUCAGAGACCCUCCCAAAAUCAUCAAGAGAACAUAUGGCUCUACAAUCAGCUCCAAGGCACAAAGUAAGAUGUGAUGGGGCGCCUGAAGAACAUUCAUAGUACAGACUUCACUUUGGAGUCGAGCACGGACAAUUUGUUUCUCCCUUCGUUUGCUCUGUUUCUGUGCCCUGAGAAGGGCAAAGUUUGCCUUCCUUGGGCAUGUCUUGUCAGCUCCAAGCAGCUGCAGGGGCUUAGGUGUUCAGCUUAACAUUCUUCAGGAACACAAUCAGAUUGUGAGGCUCUCUGCCUGCCUCCCAAUGGCGCUCUUCACUAGAGUCAACAGCUAUUUCAACACUACUAGCUCUGUCACACAUGGGCAAGAGAACUCAACAGAGCCCGGCCUGCCACACUCCCAUGCCUACUACGCCCUCGGCUACAGCACCUUGAUUUUGGCCAUUGUCUUUGGGAACGUGCUGGUCUGCCUAGCAGUGCUAAGAGAACGCACCUUGCAAACCACAACGAAUUACCUGGUGGUGAGCCUGGCCGUGGCAGACUUGCUGGUGGCCACACUGGUGAUGCCAUGGGUGGUAUACCUGGAGGUGACUGGAGGAGUCUGGAAUUUCAGCCGUGUCUGCUGCGACAUCUUUGUCACUAUGGACGUGAUGAUGUGCACAGCCAGCAUUUUAAACCUCUGUGCUAUCAGUAUUGACAGGUACACGGCAGUGGUGAUGCCAGUUCAGUAUCAGUACGGCACAGGGAAGAGCUCCUGCAGGAGGGUUUCCAUUAUGAUCGUGAUGGUCUGGAUGUUGGCAUUUGCUGUGUCCUGCCCUCUCCUGUUUGGCUUCAAUACCACAGGGGAUCCUAGUGUCUGUUCUAUAUCGAACCCUGAUUUUGUCAUCUAUUCCUCGGUGGUAUCCUUCUACCUUCCCUUCGUGGUCACCUUGCUGCUUUAUGUCCGGAUUUAUUUCGUGCUGAGGCAGAGACAGAGGAAACGAAGCCUCUCCAGGCAGGCCAGCCAUAGCAUCAGCAUCAAAGCCUGUUACACACAGAAACUGCUGACCCCCUCUGACCUGCAGCAGUACUGCAGCUUCUGCCACCAAGCUUCCUUCCCCAGGGCCAGGACCAAUGGAAAUGAGCUAAAAGAGGAGAAGAGAAGCAGAGAACAGAGCUUGGAGGUGCAUAAACUCAGCAAUGGCAAAAUCUUGACCUCUUUGAAGCUAGUGCACCAGCAGCCCCGGACAGUACAGCUGAGAGAGAGGAAGGCCACACAGAUGCUGGCUAUCGUUCUGGGGACAUUCGUAGUCUGCUGGCUGCCAUUCUUCAUGACCCACAUCCUGAACACCCACUGCCAGGCUUGUCACAUAACCCGGGAGCUCUACAGUGCCACCACAUGGCUUGGUUAUGUAAACAGCGCUCUCAACCCCAUCAUUUACACGACCUUUAACACUGAGUUCCGCAAAGCUUUCCUCAAGAUCUUGUGCUGCUGACAGCGGGGGUGGAAGGACAAAGGCUUGAUUUAAUAGUAAACCCAGGAGGGUGUGGCAGGCAGGAGCUUACUGAGGUAGUUCCAUAGUGAGAGGCCACAUGGAUAGACGCUCUCAGCCAUCCACAGGGAGAAAACUCAGGAUCUUCUGUCCCACAAGUCCCAAACGCUU
Molecule: messenger RNA, 1868 nt
Organism: Trachemys scripta elegans
Lineage: Eukaryota; Metazoa; Chordata; Testudines; Emydidae
Gene: DRD3
Product: dopamine receptor D3
Exons: 7
Coding region: 531-1700 (389 amino acids)
Biological process (GO): adenylate cyclase-inhibiting dopamine receptor signaling pathway; adenylate cyclase-activating adrenergic receptor signaling pathway
Cellular component (GO): plasma membrane
Molecular function (GO): dopamine neurotransmitter receptor activity, coupled via Gi/Go; G protein-coupled receptor activity
Source: RefSeq, a predicted model, not a curated record